Molecule: messenger RNA, 7516 nt
Organism: Antechinus flavipes (yellow-footed antechinus)
Lineage: Eukaryota; Metazoa; Chordata; Mammalia; Dasyuromorphia; Dasyuridae
Gene: HMMR
Product: hyaluronan mediated motility receptor
Exons: 18
Coding region: 221-2380 (719 amino acids)
Cellular component (GO): membrane
Molecular function (GO): hyaluronic acid binding
Source: RefSeq, a predicted model, not a curated record
UCGAACUUUGUAUGCUUGUCCACCUAAUUGGUUGGCUGGAGAGGUUUUUGCGCAUGCUCUGAAAUGUUUUCUGGGAUGAUUGGUGCAGUAGAAGGAGCCGAUGUUCCGAUUGGCUUCUCUGGAGAAGGACGGAGACCGUGCUGAACUUUUCGAAUUUUAGGGAGAGGUUUGCGGUUGCUGGGAUGUCUGAUGUUCCUAGAAGCUUCAUCUCAUUGCUGACAUGUCCUUCCCUAAGGCUCCACUCAAACGCUUCAAUGACCCGUCGGGCUGUGCACCAUCUCCAGGAGCUUAUGAUGUCAAAACUUCAGAAAUACCAAAAGGACCUGUAUCAUUUGAGAAAUCACAACGAUUUAAACGGCAUCAGGCAGCUUCUAUGGAAAAUCAACAAGGUCUUGAUUAUGACAAAGAUAAGCCUAUUUCCACAACUGCAAAAAAUCUGAAACCUUUGAGAUUAAAGACAAAAUCUCAAAGGGAUAUUAAAGAGCUGAAAAAGCUAAAGAUGCAAGAGAAAGAGAUACGUGCCCUGGUGCAUGAACGUGGAAUACAAGAUAAACAUCUUCAAGAUCUAGAAGCAGAGUUUGAGAAGAUGGAAGCAAAGCUAAAUAUAGCUGUCAGAGAGAAAACAUCUCUCUCAGCAAAUAUUGCAUCUUUGGAAAAGCAGCUUAUUGAAUUAACUAAAGCUAAUGAACUAUUAAAAAUAAAGUUUUCUGAAGAUGGUAACCAGAAGAAAAUGAGUCAUCUAAGUUUAGAAUUAAUGAAACUGAAGAAUAAGAUUGAAACAAAGAAGAAGAAUGUUGCUGAUAAACAAGAAGGGAUGGAAAUCAAAUUACCUGCAGGACAAAACAAUCUUCAUGAUUCUCAAGGAAACUUGGCACAGCUUGAAGAAAAACUGGUUACUAUAGAAAAAGAAAAGACUGAAGAAAAAUUAGAAAUUGAAAAUUUCUUUGAAUAUAUUACAGAAGUAAGCUCUACAUCAGAUCAAUUGGAGAAAUAUAAGUUGGAUAUUGUCCAAUUAGAAGAGACCUUGAAUCAGAAGAAUCAAGAGAUUUUGAUCCUUAAGCAGUCUUUGGAUGAAAAUGUGGAUGUGUUAUCUAAAAAAAUUAAAGACCUGAACACUAGAUGUCAGAUGCUUGAAAAACAAAAAGAGCAACUUAUCAGGCAAGACAAAGAACAGGAAGAAAAUCUCAAUGCUGAGAUACUAAGCUUGAAAGAAAGAUUAACUCUAGAAAAACAAGAAAAUGAAAAGCUAGGACAAAGACAGACAGAAAUUGAUUUACGUCUGCAACAAGAGCAGGAAUUGUCUUCUAGUCUUAAACAAAGGCUUUGUUUAUUCCAAGAAGAGUUAAUUAAUGAGAAAAAUCUUUUUCAAGAAGAAUUAAAAGAAGCAUUCAGUGAGCUAGAUAAAUUGGAACAAAAGGAUGAGCAGGCUAAAAUGCUCGUGAAGCAGUUGGAACAAGAGAACGCAUCCAGAACUACAGAGCUCCAACUCUUAGAAGAAAAGAUUAAAGGAAAACAGGAUGAAAUCGAGAAAAGCAAUGAAGCCUCUCUGCACUGGCAGAAAAAGUACAACGAUACAUUACAAAAUCUUAAAGAAGUCAUUGCUGAAUUUGAAAGCCAUAAAGGAUCAGUGGCUGAAGAGAUGGAAAAUCUUAGGUAUAAGAAUUCAUCACUACAGAAAAAGACUUCUGAGGCAGAAAAAUCAGUUGAACUUAUGCAGCAGCAAAUGUUGGAGGUUCAGCAUUCUAAAAAUAAAAAGGAUGAAGAACAUGCAAGGAUGCUUCUAGAUAUGCAGAGUAAACUGGCACUUAAAGAAGAAGAAAUAAAAACAACAACAGCUUCUUUUCUAGAACAGAUAUCCAAUUUACAGAAUAAACUCAAGCAACAAAGUGAAGAUUUUAAGAAACAUCUUGAGAUGGAAGAAACAAGCAAAACUGGAGAAAAAACUAUGGAAUUAAUGGAAGAAGUGAAAAAAUGGCAUCUUCUUUACGAAGAACUUUAUAACAAGACAAAACCUUUUCAGCAACAAUUGGAUGCAUUUGAAGCAGAGAAGAGAGCUUUAUUGACUGAACAUGGUGCUACCCAGGAAGAACUGAAUAAACUAAGUGAAUCAUAUGCUAAAUUAUUGGGACAUCAGAAUCAAAAGCAAAAAAUCAGACAUGUCAUGAAAUUAAAGGAAGAAAAUAACCAACUCAAACUGGAGAUUUCUAAACUCCGUUCUCAGCUGACUAAGGAAAAACAAAUUGGGAAAAAGCUUCAGGAACAAGUGAAUGAAAUAAAAGGUUUCAAACGUUUUGAUCCUGCUAAAGCUUUUCAGCAUGAGAGUAAAGAAAAUUGUACUCCCAAAAUGCCUUUGAAAGAAGGUAACAGAAAAUGCUAUUGAGAGCCUAUGGAGUUUCUAGAAUCAUGUGAGAAGACAUCACAGAUAAUCUAUAAGGACUAUUUAUAAUAUGCUGGGUUUGGGAACACUCAAAUUUUUGAGAUUUUAAUAAUGCUAAAAAUUUUAAUAAUUCACUCUUUUAGCUAUAUGAAAAGUAUACAGUAUUCCAUCAACAUUGAUUCUUCAUAUUCAAGGGCAAUGUCCCAUUUUAGUUUUCUUAAACCUUUCCAUUUUUCUUUCCAUUCAUAUUAUCGCCACUGUAAUGUGUACCUGUAUAACUAGUCUCCAUGCUUCAGUCUCUUUUCUCUAUUUCAAUUUUUUUCUGUAUAUUUCUAUUGGAUUAGUCUUCCUUUAAAGAAAAAUAAUGGUGGUAUGUAUUUUCCCCACAAAAUUUAUUGCAUUGUUAUUGCACGAUUAUCAGCAGCCAAAGAGACACAAUAUUACAAUAGUCAACUUAAUAUCUUGUUUGAUUAUAUUUAGGUGAAAUACUAAAUUAGUUGCAGCAUUUUGAAUGAAGGCUAUGUAUAUGUUUAAGAAUUUUUAAAAUAAGGACACAUAAAUCAUUUUACUUACCCCUACAUUUGUAGCAAGUGGAUCUCCCAAUGUGUGACUAUUUGAUAAAUAGUAUCUUUUCCCAAGAGGAAGAAAAAGGUGAAAGUCCAUUUGAAAGACCCAUCCAAAAGUGAUUUAUUAGAGGAUAUUCUUUCUAGAUAUCUAGAUAGAGAUUGGUGGUGGGUGUUAUGGUCAUCUAAUUCUGUGUUCACACAUGAUAACAUGGCAGCUCUUAUGUAAGGUAUUUUAGUUUUCCCUUUUAUAUAUAUAUAUAUUAAAAAAAAAAAAUCCCCUCUCUCUGAUGUGUGUAAAAGAUGCUUUCCCCUUGAGGAAAGAUAGGGAGGGUAGUCCAGAAUUGAUUAGGAGCAAGAUAUUAUCUGUUAUCUUCCAGAUCUAUGCUUUGGGAUCUUUGAGUACAACAAUUGAGAAGCAUGGAGGUAAAAGAUUUGCAUGCUUCCUUUUUUCCUUAAGGUUGGCUAACAAAACAUGGACAAUUUUAUGUAAUGUCCCUGGCUAUAGGGCCAUUUUGGCCCAGGAGGCUGUUCUUCUAUGAAGUUGUCAUUAAGGAAACCUAGGGCAAGUGCCAGUUUGAAUGCCUAAGUAGGAAAGAAAGAAUUAAAACUAUUUAGAUGUUCUAUCAAUAUAUGCAUAUCUUUUCUAGGAGUCUGCCCCUUUUUAUCUGUGUCAGAAGAAUGGUCUUGGGCUAUUCUUCCAUUUAGAAUCUGAGACAUCUGAUUAAGAUACUUUUAUCUCUUAGUAAUCUACAUAUGAAUUUUAAUUCUAGUUCUAAAAGAAAUAGAAGAAAAAAUAAUAUUCUAGGAUUCUGGUGGGGGGGAAGGGGAGAGAGAGAGAUAGUAGGAAGGGAAGAAGCUGUUAUUUAAGUAGCUAUGCUUAAAGUCGUGUAUAUGUAUAUUUUUUUUCUAGCAAGAAAUAUCAAUUCAUUUGCAUUUCCCUUAAGAAGGAUGGCACUUGCAGUACUUCUAAAAAAUAUAACUUUAUUAAGUACUUCUGUAUAACGAAUGUCAAGUAAACCACAAAUUCUAUGCUAUGAAGUGGGCAGUGAUAACAGAUUAUCAUUGUGAUAGAGAUUAUCAUUAGGGAUAAAUUUGCUAAUGUGGAUUUAUUUUCAUUAAAAAGACUAAAAUCUUAAAAUGUGAUUGUGUACAAAGUAUCUAGCCUUAAAGUACUUUAAUUACAAAAUAAAAAUUACCUUAACCUUGUAAUUAUUAAAAGAUUUUUGAGGCUUCCUUUUUUGUCUUGAAGCAGGCUUUUCAAAAGAUUUUAAAAUUAAUCAAUAAAUAGAAAUUACUUCCCCAUCAAUUUGUUAUUUUGUAAAUCAACUUCUACUUUGAUUUUCUUUUGUACAUGUACUUUUAAAGUAUGUGUUUAAUUGUCAGUUUGGUUAAUCCAUCUUCGUUUGAAUAUGAAACAAUGGCUAUUUUAUGCAUUAAAGAAGCAACUAUUAAGUGCAUUGUAUUAUAUUACUUUAUGGAAAGAUCAAUCAAUACAAUUCUCAUGCAUUUGACAAGUAUGCUAUCAAGGUUCACAAUUUACAUUCAUAUCCAAGUUGAAACAAAUGGUAAACGCUUCCAGAUCUGGUGUUAGUAAACAGAAGUUGUACAUUUCAGGUAUCUGCACUGCCUGCUUAGUUCAUCCCUAUAUCAUUUUUUUUCUCUUUUUAAAGUAAAGUGUAUACGAAUAGAUUUUUCAAACUGGCAAAAUGCAUUAAAUAAGGUAAUUUAUUUUUUGAGUUUCAAAGAAGUGUUUUAUAUUCCAUUGUGUAGAAGAAUUUUAUUUGCUUUUAAUCAUGAAAUCUAAAUGACUUUAAGGACCUGCUAUUUUAUUUUAUAGCCCUAUUUAUAAGAACACAAUAUAAUAAAAGACGUCUUCUUGUAUAAUACAGAGAAAUAAAAAAGUUAUAGGAAAAAAAUCUGAUUUUUUUUUUUUUUUUACACUUUGAUCUUUUAAUUCCUCUAUCACCAGAUAUCUGUGUUAGCUAUUCACAAAUAGGUUUGUUUUGAUCCUUCACUUUAUUGUAGCUGUUGAAUAAUGUCAGAUUUCCUUUGGAUGUCAUAAAGAACAUUUUUUAGUUUUAGUAAACUUUUUCAUUUUUGAUAUUUUGCUAUUCUACUAUUAUAAUGAAUGUAAGAAAAACUAAGAACUUCACUGACUCACUGAUGAAUGCUGGAAAGAUUUUUUAUUUUACAUUUUUGCAAGAACUGGUGCCUAGUCUAAGUAGGCACAUUUUUUAAAAUACAAAGAAAAUCUUUGAUUUCCUAUCCUAAAGUACUAGUCUCUUCUCUGAGUUCCUAUUAAUUGGGUAUAAACAGAAGUUAAAACUUCUCAUUAUAUAAGAUACUUCCUGCCCUCAAGGGGCUUAUAUUAUUUUGGGGAAAAGAUAACCAGAGUAGAGUCUUGUAAGUUCCUUUAAAAAAAAAAUAGCUUUUUUAUUUUCAAAAUAUAUGGAGGUUGUUUUCAACAUUAACCCUUGGAAAACCUUGUGUUUCACAUUUUUCUCGCUCCCUUCUCCUCAUUCCCUCCGCAGACAGCAAGUAAUCCAAUAUAUGUUAAACAUGUAAAAUUCUUUUACAUAUUUCCACAUUUGUCAUGCACAAUAAAUAGCAGAUCAAAAAAAAGAGAGAGAAAGGAAAAAAAAUUGAUUUUUUUUUUUUGUUGUUGUUGUUGUGAUCCUCAUUCAGUCCCCACAGUCCUCUCUCUGAGUGCAAAUGGCUCUCUCCAUCACAAGUCUAUUGGAAGUGGCCUGAAUCACCUCAUUGUUGAAAAGAACCACAUCCAUUAGAGUUGAUCAUCACAUAAUCUUGUUAGCAUCAGUUCAUGUAAGUCUCUGCAGGCCUCUCUGAAAUCAUCUUUCUCAUGGUUUCUUAUAGAACAAUAAUAUUCCAUAACAUUCAUAUACCAUAACUUAUUCAGCCAUUUCCCAACUGGUGGGCAUCCACUAAGUUUCCUUGCCACUACAAAAAAGGGCUACUCAAAAAUUUUUCACAUGUGGGUCCUUUUUCCUUUUUUAAUGAUCUCUUUGGAAUACAGACCGUAGAGAUACUGCUAGUAUCAAAGCACAGUUUGAUAGCUCUGUGGCUAGCCACAGUUCCAAAUUGCUGUCCAGAAUGAUUGGAUCAGUUCAUAACUCCACCAACAAAGCAUUAGUGUCCCAAUUUUCCCACAUCCCCUCCAAUAUUUUUCCUUAUCUUUUCCUGUCAUCUUAGCCAAUCUGAGAGGCAUAUAGUGGUCCUUUUCAAAUCUAAAACUUACACCCCUGAUUAUUAAAGCCAGUCCCUGCCCUAAAAUAGCUUUCUUUCUUUUUGGUGGAAGAUGACUCUUCUAAAAACCAGAGAAGGGAAAAGGAACAAAGUCCAGAAGAUUCCUUUUCAAAUCUAAAACCUAUACCCCCAUUACGUGCUUUGAUUUUCUCUUGAGUCCCAGCCUCCCAUUCCUUAGAUUUCAAUUUUUGAAGUUUUAUUUAUCCAAUUCAAUUUUUCAUAACUCUGAAAAGUAAAUCACCAUCCAAUUCUCACAUAAAGAUCCUUAGAAAUGUAAUGCCAAAGAAACUGAGGCAAGAUAGAGAUUGAUUUUUAAUAUUUUGAGAGGGAUAUUGUGCUAGGGGCAUGUUGUCCCCAGGGCUAAUAUCUCAAACCAUCCAGCAGGGAAUGUGAGUAUCCCAUGAAAUUUAUACAUAUACACAGCUCUUAAGCUAUUAGGGUAGAAUCCAAGGCAAGGGGUCCAAACUCUGGUGAGCAGGAAUCUCCAAGAAGGGAUCAUCAACCUGGUUCUGACAGGUUGGGGGCAGAACCAUAAAUUCUUACAAAUUGGGAGUAAAGGCAAUAGUCAAACUACAGCCAGGAAGUCUGAAGAGAGGUAGACAAUGUCAACUAGGUAUCUGGGUUAGGACAUCUGGAGUUUUAUCUUUUGGAAUGCCAGAGUGGCCACAACCCUAAUGAGCAAGAGGAGGUGUUGCAACCAAGGGGAUUUAGGCAGAACAGUUCAGGGAAACUGAGGCAGAACAAUAAAAGGGAACUGUGGCACAACAGAUAUUUAAAUUUUAGAAUAGGGAACUAAUUCAUUUUAUAUAGUGGUUGGUCCACAUUUACAUAACCAUUUAAUUGGAUUGUUACAAAUGUUGAUGACUACAAUUAAGGGUUAAAAUUAUUUUUUAUUCUAACUUUGUUUUCCUUUUUCCUCUUCAUGUAUUUUAAUCUAAAUCUGUCAAAUAAGUAUCUUUUUAAGAAAGUCAUUGGAAAAGGAGGGAUAACAAAUAUGAUUGGCAAAAUUCAUCUGUUUUUUAUGCCUUGUGUUUCUCUAUCAUGCAAAAUUGUCAUCAUAUAAUGCUUAGUUAUGGUGGAUCCACAUGUAUUUAACUUAGCUUUAUGGACAAAAUAAAAAUUCACAGGAAUUUUAUGAUUCUUCACCCUCCUCCCUCUGCCCUUUUAGGAACCUACUACCCUCUGUUUUGAGACUAUAUGACACUUUGUAUUUUGAAUUGAUAAUAUGUGGGUAUGUGACUUAAAUGGCAUUUAAAUUAUGAUUGAUUUUUUAAAAUUAUGAGCCAAAUAAAUAUGUCUUUGGAUUAAA